AUUGGCUGUGUGUGUGAGAAAACCCUGGUUUAAACAAAGGGGGCGGGAGCGAGGUCAGUUUGAAUCAGCAGCUCGACCCGAUAACGACCAACACACGCAUCGAACACCACAUCGACAAUGGCCUCCCAGAACAUGGACCCUGCGGCGGCAGCAGCCUCGUCCGCAGCCGCGCUCAAGGGCAGCGAGAGCGGCGGCAGCGCGGCCAGAAGCUCGGUGUCCAAACGGCUGCAGCAGGAACUUAUGACUCUGAUGAUGUCAGGUGAUAAGGGGAUCUCUGCUUUUCCAGAGUCAGACAAUCUCUUCAAGUGGAUUGGGACCAUCGAUGGCGCUCAGGGGACGGUGUACGAGGGCCUCAGGUACCGAUUGUCGUUGGAGUUCCCUGCUGGUUACCCGUAUCAGGCGCCUCGUGUGAAGUUCGUCACUUCCUGUUUUCACCCCAACGUGGACGAACAGGGCUUCAUCUGUCUCGACAUCCUAAAGGACAAAUGGUCGGCGCUCUACGACGUGCGCUCAAUCCUGCUGUCCAUCCAGAGCCUGCUGGGAGAACCAAACAAUGAGAGCCCAUUGAACACAACUGCUGCUGAAAUGUGGGACAACCAAGAAGCCUUUAAAACUCAUCUACAGUCGACCUUCCAGAUUUGAUGCAAUCCACGUUUUAUUCUUCUUCUGUCUAUGCCUUCUGUGUUUGUAAAAUAUUUUUAUGUUUGUCCAUCUCGCCGUAUCAAUAAAGUUCUUAACACAA
This is a messenger RNA of Pungitius pungitius (ninespine stickleback), 742 nucleotides long. RefSeq names its product ubiquitin-conjugating enzyme E2C (gene ube2c). The transcript is spliced from 7 exons. Lineage: Eukaryota; Metazoa; Chordata; Actinopteri; Perciformes; Gasterosteidae. The record is from RefSeq and is a predicted model, not a curated record. The coding region runs from base 118 to 642 and encodes 174 amino acids.